AUGUCGAAGAUGAAGUUCGUUCUGGAAGACCAUGCACUUCAAAAACGGAAGAAAGCGUCGAAAAAGAUAAUUGGUAGUGAAUUAAAUUUAAAUCAUGAAACUGUUCACGACAUUUUAACCAAGAACUUGGGUAUGCGAAAAAUUUGUUCGAAGAUGAUUCCAAAGAAUCUCACAGAGGAGCAGGAAAUAUGUUUAGUGGUGUUCUUUGGUGUGGAAUACAUGGUGAGGUUAUGGAGUGCAGGUUGCAGAUCGAAAUACAUGGGCUGCUGCGGUAGACUCCGUUUCAUACGGAAACCGAUUUGUAUCAUAGAUUUAAUUGUGGUGGUCGCGUCUAUGGUGGUAUUGUCAGUGGGAAGCAAUGGUCAGGUAUUUGCAACGUCUGCCAUAAGAGGCAUUCGAUUUUUACAAAUAUUGCGAAUGCUCCAUGUGGAUCGACAAGGUGGUACAUGGCGACUUCUCGGUUCCGUCGUUUUUAUUCAUCGUCAGGUAAGUUUCAUCAUUAUCUUUACAUUCAAUACAUUAAUUAUUAGACUGCGAAUAUUUUUGUAUUUAUAUAAUGACAAAAGUGCAGAGGAUGCACAUUAUAUGCAAAAAUACAUAAAAUAUCUAAAGUUUAUUGGUCCUGGAAGUAGGACUAAAGCCAGAGAAAUGCAUCCCUCCACCGUGACUGAAUCACCACCUCCACAGUGA
Molecule: messenger RNA, 690 nt
Organism: Frieseomelitta varia
Lineage: Eukaryota; Metazoa; Arthropoda; Insecta; Hymenoptera; Apidae
Product: potassium voltage-gated channel subfamily KQT member 1-like
Exons: 5
Coding region: 1-690 (229 amino acids)
Biological process (GO): potassium ion transport; transmembrane transport
Cellular component (GO): membrane
Molecular function (GO): voltage-gated potassium channel activity
Source: RefSeq, a predicted model, not a curated record